Molecule: messenger RNA, 630 nt
Organism: Humulus lupulus (European hop)
Lineage: Eukaryota; Viridiplantae; Streptophyta; Magnoliopsida; Rosales; Cannabaceae
Exons: 3
Coding region: 18-371 (117 amino acids)
Source: RefSeq, a predicted model, not a curated record
UUAUCAUUCUGAAAGAAAUGGGCUAUAUAUUGGCAAAGGAAAAGCAAUGUUGUCAAGGUCUAGAAUCUUCCGUGUGCAGCAAGGGGUUGUUGUGGAUAUGUGUGAAAGAGUAUUCAAACUCCCUUCAUUUUAUGGGAUUAAAAGCAGGUAUGAAAAAACAGAAAUACGACAAGAUCAGUGAAAAGAAGAUGCUUACUCCCAUAGAGCAACCAAGUGGGAAACCAGUUCUAAAUCCUAGGCCAUCUGCAAAGAGAAUAGAGAGACCUUCAGGUUUGUUCUUUUUUUUUCUUGGAAACAUCCACCCUCGCUACCCUAGUGGAUAUUGUUUGCACAUGUUUAUAAACUCUAUUAUGUGGUCAGGGAAUUUUUGAGCCUUUUUCUACUUAUUUAAUGUUGAAGUUAAACUAAUUGCUCAUUGUUUUAUGGUACUUUUAAGUUCCCCUUUUUCUCUAUUUCUCCUUUUCUAUUUUUCUGCUGAAAGUGAUAUGUUUGAUAACAUAAAAAAAUCAGAUUUCUUCAGGUAUUUCUGUGCUGAAACAAUCAUUUGUUGUUGUUGUUGUAACUCUAGUGAAACAUUAUACUAUAUUUAUAUAUAUACACACAAUUCAUACUUUCAUGUAUAUUAAUCUC